AUAUGUCCAGGUGGUAAUAUUUUGUGCAUAAUGGAAGAUGAGAUAUCCAGCAUAAUAGCUUGUGCUCUUGCCAUAUCUGAUGAGCGCCACCAUUUGAUAGAUUUAAAAUUUGAGAACGGAAUGGAUUAUUCCAAGGGAGAGUAUGCUAAAGCAAUAGAGAAAUCUUUUAGUUUUCUGUCUGAAAGUUCUUUCAGCUCAUCACCAUGGUCAUCUACAAAUUUUGAAGCAAGCUUAUCAUCUCUGUCUUCAUUUUCAUCUGAUGACUUUUCUGGUUAUGAUAGCUCAUUUUUGUUGUCCCCAAUGCAUCCAGAAAUGACUGUGAAUGGGAAAGUAACUCUCAAAGACAAAUAUUCAGUUACUGUUGUAUAUGAUAAUCAAUUCUUUGCACUCCGAAAAAAGUGUUGCCCAUCCGAGCUUGCAUAUAUUACUUCUUUAAGCCACUGCAAGAAGUGGAAUGCUCAAGGUGGAAAGAGCAAGGCCUAUUUUGCAAAGACGACGGAUGACAGGUUCAUCAUUAAGCAAAUCAAUAAAACAGAGUUUGAGUCAUUUAUUAAAUUUGCACCUGAUUACUUUAAGCAUGUUUACCAUUCUCUGGACACUGGAAGCCAAACUUGUCUGCCAACAUAUUAGGAAUCUAUCAGGUAGCAGUUAUAUCACAAGCUCGAGUUGGAUUCGUUUCGUUUUACUGUUUUCUUUUCCAUGUGGACUAACUUGCCUGUUUCAGGUUAAGCAAAUUAAGCAUGGCAAAAAGGUAAAGAUUUACUUGAUGGUUAUGGAAAAUCUUCUCUUUGGCCACAAUAUUUCACGAAUUUAUGACCUCAAAGGUGCUAUUUUUUCAUGACGCUUCACUGACUCAAACGAUCAUGAUACUGUUUACCUAGAUCAAAAUUAUGUUGAGGACAUGGGCUUUUCUCCAAUCUAUAUUGGUGGAAGAACAAAGCAUCUUUUGCAGCGUGCAAUCUGGAAUGACACGUCUUUCCUCACUUCGGUGAAUGUUAUGGACUAUUCUCUACUUGUGGGAGUGGACAAAGAGAAGCAUGAACUUGUGUUUGGCAUCAUUGAUUAUCUGAGGCAAUAUACUUGGGACAAACAACUGGAGACAUGGGUGAAGACUUCUCUGGUAGUACCCAAAAAUGUUUUACCAACUGUAAUUUCCCCCAAGGAAUUCAAAAAAAGGUUUAGGAAGUUCAUGGCGAAGUACUUUUUGUCAGUUCCAGACACAUGGAGUCUUGAUAAUCCGUCUAAGCCAUGCAAAUCCCUUGGUCAGAGCAAUCGCAAGUUGGCGGAAGUCCAGAUUGGUGAUAACCUGUCAGAGCUCCCAAAUGAAGUUGAGGGGUGUGCCUAAUCAUGUGCAGGAUUUCCUGGCAGUUUUGUUGAACCCUAUCUUGUUGUUGUUUGGCUAUAUUUCACUUUGUAAAAUGGUGUACAUAGGAGGACCUUGCGGUUUUUAGGCAAAUUGUUGGGCAAGUGAGGUCCACAUGACGUGUACCUAUACAAAUGUUCAUUGUUAAUUUCACAAUUAUUAUAGUGAAAUUAAGAAUUCAUAUGAUCAUUUUUUUGGACCUACCACUUGUGAGACUGAAGCAGUCUAUUCUUCA
This is a messenger RNA of Zea mays, 1598 nucleotides long. RefSeq names its product putative 1-phosphatidylinositol-3-phosphate 5-kinase FAB1D. The coding region runs from base 31 to 630 and encodes 199 amino acids. The record is from RefSeq and is a predicted model, not a curated record. The transcript is spliced from 2 exons. Gene Ontology annotation, cellular component: endosome membrane. Gene Ontology annotation, molecular function: 1-phosphatidylinositol-3-phosphate 5-kinase activity. Gene Ontology annotation, biological process: phosphatidylinositol phosphate biosynthetic process. NCBI's taxonomy places the organism in Eukaryota, Viridiplantae, Streptophyta, Magnoliopsida, Poales, Poaceae.